Messenger RNA from Blastomyces dermatitidis ER-3, 4218 nucleotides. RefSeq names its product eukaryotic translation initiation factor 3 subunit E. Gene Ontology annotation, biological process: translational initiation. The transcript has 3 exons. The record is from RefSeq and is a predicted model, not a curated record. NCBI's taxonomy places the organism in Eukaryota, Fungi, Ascomycota, Eurotiomycetes, Onygenales, Ajellomycetaceae. Gene Ontology annotation, molecular function: translation initiation factor activity. Gene Ontology annotation, cellular component: nucleus; eukaryotic translation initiation factor 3 complex; cytoplasm. The coding region runs from base 1834 to 3201 and encodes 455 amino acids.
AAAUCUAUCAUAAUAUUAUUAGGUAAAGGUUAUAUACAUACCUAAUACCUAUAGACUUCUCUGAUCCAUUUCGUAAAUUGUAGCAAUACUGUACACGAUGAGAGAGAAGAGGGUGGGUGUGGCUGUGGCUGUGGCUGUGGCUUUGUGGUGUUCAUCCAUGAAUAAUAAAUAAUAUGCAAAGAAAGACGGCCACAGCAGAGGACUAGAGGACUAAGAAAAAAGUGAAGGAAAAACCAAUGUUUUAACCGGGAACCGAAACUGAGAGAGGAAAAAAAAGGAAAACGUUUUUAAACAAUUGGUGGGAAAAUGUUUUUUUCCGCCCCUUCUCCCCUUUUUUUCGGGUUGAGGAUUUAUUGCGCUUAAACACCUGCGCUGCGGAAGGGAUGGGUUAAGAUGGAAUGCAAUAUUAAAUAGAACAGGACAUGCGAAUGAGGAAGUGAGAACUGUGUCGACUGGACAAAGGAAUCCGGGCUUGUUUGGUCUCUCAUUUUUGUUUUUCCCUCUUUUUCCCCACUAGAAUUUUCGGUCCAAUAGGAAUUGUUGUAUUUCCGGUUUCCGCCAGCCCUAAAUUAUUUCCGUGAUUGUCAGCAAAAACGAUUGCAUUUGAAUUUCGUGGAGGUUAGGUAAAAUGUUGUUCUUCUUUUUGUUUAUUUUUAUAACUGGGUAGGGUUUCUGUUUAAUCCGCAAACCGAAGAUCCUGGGGAAGUAGUAAAAGGGAGAAUAAACACAAAUACACACCUUAACAACGACAUGCCCGUUUAAUCGAUUGAUAUAAAUGUCCUUAGAAUUCGGUUCUAUCCCUAGAGUUUUCGCCAGAUCUGAACAUAGCGCAUCAACAUCUCCCUCGGUUUUCUGGAUCUUGGUCUCCUGCUUGGUGCCUCCAGCUUUGGUCACGAGGUAGACGGGUAAUUGGUUUGAAGGGGUACGGCGGAUGAAGUAGGGGAGGUUCGUGAGCGGGAGAGGAGGAUGUACCGGAGCAGGCUGGGUGGAGGUGGCGGAUUUGGUGGCUUUUGUGGACUUGGAUUGCGAGAAUGGUCGAGGGAUUCGGGUUGUGAUAUGACGGGUUUGUGUGGCGAGGGAUGAAAACGACCGCUUUGGUGGUUCUAGGUGCAGUUAGAUAUUUAUUCUUUAAAUAUAAUGCACUCGUCGUCCGAGUGGUUUGUCAAUCCAUCGUGGGUGCUAUGGAUGGCACUGCUGGUGUAGAAGGAAAGGGCAAUAUUUACGAGAUCUGUAUGUUCGCGUCCGCGACAGGGAUUGUGAUAGCGACGAAAGUGACCGCUUGUUAGAGAGGCAUGACGAGUUUGAUCUAAGACAUAACGAGAGCAUUGAGGAUUUUUGGCGAAGCACCGGUGAGAUGGAUGAUGAAGGGAGGAGGGCGGCCAUAUUGAAAGCUCAUCAGAAUGAAUAGACAAAGAAAGGGCUGUUGAGUUCAAAGGCGGGAAUUUACGAAUUAGAGAUUAGGCAAGGAGGAUUAGACUUGAGGAACACAGAUGUCAGUACAGCUUGCUGGCCCUUCAGUAGUUGGUAGGAAUCCUUUUCCUAUUCUUCCCCACGACGCUGGACGUUCUGUGCAGCCGGUUUAUUUGUGGUCGUGAAUCCGGUCUUUGAUAUCAGAUUUUUUGCCAAUCGAAGCUUGGCUGGGCCUUCAAAACUCGCUAGCAUGUUCCUGGUCUAGCGUAGACUUCGUGCGGCUCUCACUAACAUUUUCGACAUCGCCAACUUCAAAGUUCCAUUUCGAACAAGUUCGCUAGCAGCCCGCAAUCGUAUCAGCUAGAGACUUGUAUCCCAUCUCACCACGCCUGCCGCUACUUUCUGUGCGCUGUCCUUUUCGCCAUGGCAGACAACGUACCUCCGUCUGCUGACACCCUGCUAAAGGGUGCGGCUUCGCGCUCCGCAAAGUCCCCCGAAGAGAUCGCCAAAGAAUAUGACCUUCUGCCAAAACUCAUGCCCUACCUUGACCGCCAUCUCGUUUUCCCCUUGCUCGAGUUUGCGUCUGGCCAGGAAGAAGAAGAUGAACAAGUUGACGAGAUUACCAAAGCGAAAUAUGAACUUCUGAAGCAUACAAACAUGACAGACUAUGUCGCAAACCUUUGGCAGGAAAUCAACAACUCCGAUUCCAUGCCUGAGGAAUUCGUCAAAAAGCGGGAAGAAGUCGUGCAGAAACUCCAGCAGUAUGUCGAGGACAGCAAUAAGAUCACAGAGCUUUUGCAGGAUGACAACGUGGUCAGCAACCUGCGAAACGACAAGGCCGCGAACUUGAAGUUCCUUGAAGAACAACAUGGUGUGACGCUGGAUAUGGUUAAUAUCCUUUACGACUAUGGCCGAUUCCAAUACAGCUGCGGCAGCUAUGCAAACGCUGCUGAACUACUCUACCAGUUCCGUGUCCUGUCCACUGAUAACGACAAAGUUGCCUCUGCUACGUGGGGAAAGCUUGCCUCGGAAAUCCUGACCACCAACUGGGAGGCUGCGAUGGAGGAGGUUCAAAAAGUAAAGGAAUCUAUCGACACCCGCCUGUUUAACAACCCGCUCGCUCAGCUCCAGCACCGCACCUGGUUGAUCCACUGGUCCCUCUUCCCCUUCUUUAACCAUGACCCUGCCCGUGACACUCUUACCGACCUCUUCUUCUCCCCCGCCUACAUCAACACCAUCCAGACCGCUUGCCCGUGGGUUCUUCGAUAUCUUGCUUCUGCAGUUAUCACCAACCGCGGUCGUGCACACAAGAAUACCUCACUGUAUCAAAAGCAGUUGAAGGACCUCAUUCGCGUUGUACGACAGGAACAAUAUGAAUACCAAGACCCUAUCACGGACUUCAUUAAGGCGUUGUAUAUCGAUUUUGAUUUUGAGGAGGCUCAGAAGAAGCUGGGAGAGGCUGAGGAGGUUUUGAGGAAUGAUUUCUUCCUUGUUGCCGCCGCAGAUGCAUUUGUGGAUGCGGCAAGACAUUUGAUUUCGGAGAGCUACUGCAAAAUCCACCAACGGAUUGAUAUCAAGGACCUAUCUACUAGACUUGGCCUGAACCAAGACGAAGGUGAGAAAUGGAUUGUCAACCUAAUUCGUGACACGCGUGUCGAUGCGAAGAUCGACUACAAAGAAGGGACCGUUCUUAUGAACCACCCACCACAAUCAGUGUAUCAACAAGUCAUUGAGAGGACCAAGGGCGGAUUUUUCAGAACACAAGUAUUGAGUGCCGCUGUCGCCAAAUAAGUAUAAAAACGAGAACAAAGAAAAGAGUAAAAUAUAGAAAUUAGGAGUUGAAUUUAAAGAAUGAGAAACGGAUAGGAAAUGGGAUUUAAUGAUAUACCACACGACCUACUCUUAUCCUUCUUUAUUUUAAUCCCCCCGCUUCUAUUCUUCUCUUUUGCGCUAGAAAAAAAACUCUCUUGCACGCGACAAACUUUCCUGAUUUUGUUUUAUUCCGCGAGACCUCUUUUUUCGAUCUACCCCCAUGAGGAAUGGCUGUUUGGCAUCUGGCUGGCGUUUCGUUUUCCCUUAAAAAAUAUUUGUCGUUAUUUGACUCGGAAAUUUUACAUACUACCUGUUUCUUCCUGUUCCUUUGUUCCUUCUCCCAUAUAAUAUAUGGUUUUCCUAGUAGUUGUAGAUAUCAGAGGGGCAUGGGUGGUAGGAAGGAUUAGUUGUUGAUUGAACCUACCGAGCUUGCUUUGGGCUAUGGCUAUUCGUCAUUCUUCGAAGAAAAACGUAGAGCAUGUUUAUGAUCAUUUGUAUGUACAUGUACAAUGAGGACAACCUACCUAUGUGCUCCCAAGAAAUGUGAACCAAGCUGGCAUUGACUUGGCUUCUGAAGGUGAUUCCGCAUGCGAUUAGGGUCGUUAAAUAUGGGCAUAUGCAUUAUAGCGGCAGCAGUCGUACCUGACCCGGGAAGGGUUUCCCGGGUUUUGAGAAGCCUGAGCGGCCAACCGGCGAUUUUGGUCUCUUCCUAGACGGGGGAGGGGCUUCGCGAUGAAGCUCUUUGGGUGUUUUACGUAAUUGGAAAGUCAACGCUCCCUGUCCCCGAGAGAUAUGAACGAAACGGAGGGGGAGAUUAAGACACUGGAAAGGAGUCUGUAGAAUGUACAGUACAGCUCGGGGCGAUCCCGGAGGAAUCUCCCCAUUUUCCAAACAGCUGGAGUUCCCUUAAAACGCAGAAGCGGGACUGUGGAACCUUUAGCAGAUAAUACAGGGGAUUUGGGUCCAGACAGAGUGAUGUGACGUUGUAUAAGUAUC